AUGGCCACCCUCGACAGCCUCCCAGUGGACAUCAUCCACCACAUCCUCACCCAUCUCGACCUGCGCUCGACCAGCCGGCUCUCCCGGGCAUCCCGCUCGCUGCACAGACUCACCCGCUCGGACUCGCUCUGGAGGAGGAUCGCCAAGACGCUGGUCGGCCCAUGGACACACAGAGCCCGGCUCACCGCUGUCCAGAAGCCGCCGCCCGACUGGACAACCGACCCCAACUGCUUCCCCCUCUCCCAGUUCUCCCCGCCGAACCCCUCGCACCACGCUCAGGAGCUGCCGAUCAACUCCUGGUACCAGUUCUGCACCCGCUUCCUGAUCCCCCACUUCCACUUCCUGGGCUGGCACGUUUCAAAUAUACUUCCCCAUGGCCAGCUCAUCCUGGUCACCUACGAUACAUCUUCUGGGCGAUUGCGAGCAGAAGAGAUCAAGUGUCGGAACCUCUACAGCACCCAUCCGGACCCCUUCUUCAUCCACCCAUUCGGUCUGGGUCGGCCAGAGCCCAGCGCAAGCGCCCAUCCCUCUGCUCAGCAGGCCCAAGCACCGGUCUGGCCAUCAUGGCUGCCCCUGAGCCAAAUCCAUCUGGACUCGAACCGGGUCCAGUACAGUCUUGCGCCAGGGGUGGAGUCGCCAGAGGCCAGUCGAUACACCUUCGAUAUCUUUGCGCCCCUCUACGUCGCCUCGCCGCUCUUCUCGAUCUUCCCCUUCGAGCCGCACUAUCGACUGGCCUGUGUGCCGAGUUCGUACCAGCAGAUCACCAUCCAGAAGCCCUCGCUGAUCGUCAAGCCGUGGAGCGCGCUGGUGCUUGAAGACGCGCCCACCCCGCUCUGCCACCCCACUCAAAUCAUCGCCCGGCGUGCCAACAUCCUCUCCCGUGAGGUCCUGGCGCACGAACAGAUGGACAUGGUCAGUGACCCGGGCCCGGACGCCGCCGAGUUCCAUUCGCUCACUCUGGCCUCAUCGCCCGAGACCCCGGCCGGCCGAGUCGACACCGCCGCGCCGAACAACGACCCCCGGAUCCGAUACCAAGGCGGCGCUCGUCAGCAGCAGGCGGUACGUGCCUCGAACAUCCUGCUUGGCGGGCGGACGUACACGACCAAUGGCGCGGGUCUUCUGCGCCCCGUCGUCCACUUCCCGGUCUGGUCCAUCGAAUACUAUCCGCUCAUCGGCCCUCCCCCGCUCCAUCCGUCCGGCGGUGGUCAUGGGGGGCCCCAUGGGCUCUGGGUCGGCUGCUACGGUAGCCAUGGCACCGAGUUCGGCCACAUCAUAGUCGAGCCCGACUUGAUCUCCUUCGUCAAACUCACCGGCGAUCCCAACAUCCCCGCCGGCCAGCUUAGCUGGAAGGUCCGCUCCGACCGGAUCCAGUCAAUCAACCCUAUCCCGCUCACUCAAGCUAUAUCUAUCGAUCUGGGCACUAGUCAGGCCGAUCCUGGCUGGCUCAAAGGUCUCGGUCAAGUGGCUAAUACUAACUACGAAGAGCCUGGAUGGAUCAAUACCGAGGUCCAGUUCAUCUCGAAUCACCAACAUACUCCGCACCCUGCUCAUCUCUCUUCAGACCAUCAUCUAUUAAGAGACGUCGAACAGAUUCGCGUCAAGUGGAUCGAGCUUGGCCGGGUCUCGACUUUCUUUAAAGUCGUCUUUCCUUAG
Molecule: messenger RNA, 1653 nt
Organism: Puccinia triticina
Lineage: Eukaryota; Fungi; Basidiomycota; Pucciniomycetes; Pucciniales; Pucciniaceae
Exons: 3
Coding region: 1-1653 (550 amino acids)
Biological process (GO): SCF-dependent proteasomal ubiquitin-dependent protein catabolic process
Cellular component (GO): SCF ubiquitin ligase complex
Molecular function (GO): protein binding
Source: RefSeq, a predicted model, not a curated record